Messenger RNA from Abrus precatorius (Indian licorice), 1670 nucleotides. Its product is annotated as nicotinamide adenine dinucleotide transporter 1, chloroplastic. Bases 291 to 1250 code for a protein of 319 amino acids. Gene Ontology annotation, molecular function: NAD transmembrane transporter activity. The transcript is spliced from 9 exons. The record is from RefSeq and is a predicted model, not a curated record. Gene Ontology annotation, biological process: NAD transmembrane transport. NCBI's taxonomy places the organism in Eukaryota, Viridiplantae, Streptophyta, Magnoliopsida, Fabales, Fabaceae.
AUAAUAGGCGGGACCAGAGCGGUGUAGAGAAGAUACUUGUUUUUGUGGUUUGGUGAAUGGUAAUGGAUGGAUGGAAGAAUAGACAAAGCAGAAGCCAUGAGGCGUUUUGACUGGCGUUGUUGGAUCUGAUCCAAACCCUAAUCUCAUCGUCUCGAUCGAAUUCGAACGAGACACUCUCACUCCCUUCCUCUCUCAGUCUCAGGCCAUGCGACUCUGUUCCUCCGCCAUCGCCCUCUCCAGAGAGGACUCCUUUUUCACUUUCCCCACUCUCUCCUUCGAUUUCGCUCACCAUGUCCACCGAUUCCCACGCCGCUCUUAAUAUCAAUCCCAAAGGUCUCCUCUGCAAUGCUGCCGCCGGUGCAGCCGCCGGAGUUAUUGCUGCUACGUUUGUGUGUCCUUUAGAUGUCAUCAAAACUAGGUUUCAGGUUCAUGGUCUACCGCAGCUCGCCAAAGGAAAUGUUAAAGGCAGCAUAAUUGUUGCUAGUUUGGAACAAAUAUUUCAGAAGGAGGGGUUACGUGGCAUGUACCGUGGCCUUGCUCCCACUGUUCUGGCCUUACUUCCAAACUGGGCGGUUUAUUUUACAAUGUAUGAGCAGCUCAAGAGCCUUCUUCAUUCUGAUGAUGAAAGCCACCAUCUUCCAAUUGGAGCUAACAUGAUAGCUGCUUCUGGUGCUGGAGCUGCAACUACAAUGUUUACAAAUCCCCUUUGGGUUGUCAAGACUAGACUCCAAACCCAAGGAAUGAGACCUGGUGUUGUACCAUAUAGGAGCACGCUAUCUGCAUUAAGAAGAAUUGCACAUGAGGAGGGCAUUCGGGGGUUAUACAGUGGCCUUGUACCUGCUCUAGCUGGUAUUAGUCAUGUUGCCAUCCAAUUUCCAACUUAUGAGACAAUAAAAUUUUAUUUGGCAAAUCAAGAUGACUCAGCAAUGGAUAAACUUGGAGCACGUGAUGUUGCAAUUGCCUCAUCAGUCUCCAAAAUUUUUGCUUCCACAUUGACAUAUCCUCAUGAGGUUGUACGUUCCAGACUGCAAGAACAAGGGCAUCAUUCAGAGAAACGGUACUCUGGUGUGAUUGACUGUAUUAGAAAGGUUUUUCAACAGGAAGGUGUAUCAGGCUUUUACCGAGGUUGUGCCACCAACCUUCUAAGGACAACACCAGCUGCUGUCAUCACAUUCACGAGCUUCGAAAUGAUACACCGAUUUCUUGUUUCACUUUUUCCUUCUGAUCCACAGGGUCAUAUUUUGCGAUGAUUGACCUUCUGUCUUCUAUAGCAAUUAGAUUCCAAAACAUAAUUUAGUCUAGCUGAGUAAUCCUUCUCUUGGCGAUGCAGAUAUCAUUCUUUGUGAUUUUUAGUUGUUUAUGUAUGGUAGAGCUCACACAUUUCAACCACAAUUGAACCCGGUUUCCCUCGUCAAACUUGUGUAAAGUCAUUGUCUUUGUAGGGAGACUGAGGGAUAAUUACAGAUUCGAGAGUGAUAAUGACGAUAAAGAUGAUAAAGUGCUACGAGGAUAUCCUCAUGCUGCUUAUUUUAUUUGGAAGCCGUUGAAUAAUCAUAUUCUGUAAAACAUAUUUAGAACAAUGUGUUGCUUCAAAUAUCUUGCAUAUAGGGUCCUGGAAUUUAGAUUCACAAGUCAGGUACUUGCCACAUCAAUAAUGUGAAUUUACUGGU